CGUCUCACUUUCGUCCCCAAACCCCUCUUGUAGUUUGGACUACGCAUACCCUAACUCUCUCACCCACAUAAUAAUAUCUCUCUAGAUAUAUUUACACACAUUUUAUCUCUCUGUGUGAUCAGUCAGCGAUAAAACGAUAAUAAAUAUACAGAGAACAUAUAUAUAUAGGAAUCAAUCAACUAGACCACCCUAGAAAACCUAACAAUGAAACACCACCACCACCACCAAAACUUGCCGUCCUCCGCCGCUGACGCUGCCGUGUCUUCCUGCGAUGCUACCCCCAUGACUUUAUCAUCGACGUGUUCAUCACCGCACCAGCAAUCCCCUCCUCCUGAGAAGCCUUCCCUAGCGGUCGAGGAUCCGUCGAGGGACGUGGCAUCCACCUCUGCCAUCGCCACGACGGCAUCUUCGGAGUCGGUGGUGGUGGAGAUGCGGGGGGACUAUUCUGCUAUUUGCAAGUGGACCAUCGCCAAUUUCCCGAGGGUCAAGUCGCGCGCCUUGUGGAGCAAGUACUUUGAGGUUGGCGGCUACGACUGCCGUUUGUUAAUCUACCCCAAGGGUGACUCGCAGGCGCUGCCUGGUUACCUUUCCAUUUACCUUCAAAUCAUGGACCCCCGCAACACCGCCUCUUCUAAGUGGGAUUGCUUCGCCAGCUACCGCCUCGCCAUUGACAAUCCCUCGGAUCCCUCGAAGUCCGUGCAUCGUGACAGUUGGCACCGAUUCUCCUCCAAGAAGAAGUCCCAUGGCUGGUGCGAUUUUGCCUCCCUUAACUCCCUAUUAGACCCUAAGCUUGGCUUCCUGCAUUCCUCGAAUGAUUGCAUUCUCAUUACCGCAGAUAUUUUAAUCCUCCAUGAGUCCUUUUCCUUUGCACGUGAUAAUUAUGAUUUGCAGUCGAAUAAUGUGUCAAAUAUGGCCGGGAGCGGGGUUGUGGGGCCAGUUGUAGGGGAUGUUUUGAGUGGGAAGUUUACUUGGAAAGUGCAUAAUUUUAGUUUGUUUAAGGAGAUGAUAAAGACACAGAAAAUAAUGAGCCCUGUUUUCCCGGCUGGGGAGUGUAAUUUACGAAUUAGUGUUUAUCAGAGUAUUGUUAAUGGAGUGGAGUAUUUGUCCAUGUGUUUGGAGAGUAAAGAUACAGAGAAGAAUGCGAUGGCGUUGGAUAGGAGUUGCUGGUGUUUAUUUAGGAUGUCAGUGUUGAAUCAGAAGCCUGGUAAUGGUUUGAAUCAUGUGCAUAGGGAUAGCUAUGGGCGGUUUGCUGCAGAUAAUAAGACCGGAGAUAACACGAGUUUGGGGUGGAAUGACUAUAUGAAGAUGGCAGAUUUCAUGGGGUCCAGCUCAGGCUUUUUGGUGGAAGAUACGGCGGUUUUUAGCACGUCAUUCCACGUGAUUAAGGAGUUGAGUAGUUUCUCGAAGAGUGGUACACUGAUUGGUGGGAGAAAUGGUGGCAAUGUGAGGAAAGCAGAUGGGCAUGUGGGGAAGUUUACAUGGAGAAUUGAAAAUUUUACACGGUUGAAGGACCUUUUAAAGAAGAGGAAGAUUACAGGGCUUUGCAUUAAGAGCAGGAGGUUUCAGAUUGGGAAUCGGGAUUGCCGACUUAUUGUUUACCCCAGAGGGCAGUCACAACCUCCAUGCCACCUUUCUGUAUUUCUUGAAGUCACAGACUCACGAAUUGCUAAUGGUGAUUGGAGUUGUUUUGUGAGCCAUCGUCUAUCAGUUGUGAACCAGAGGAUGGAGGACAAGUCAGUCAUGAAGGAAUCUCAAAAUCGAUAUUCCAAGGCUGCCAAGGACUGGGGUUGGCGUGAGUUCGUGACACUCACCAGUCUCUUUGACCAAGACUCUGGAUUUCUAGUCCAGGACACUGUUGUCUUCUCUGCUGAGGUUCUUAUACUGAAGGAGACUUCCAUAAUGCAGGACUUCACUGAUCAGGAAACUGAGUUGGGAAAUGUCAGUUCUCAGUUUGAGACUGUUGGUAAAAGGAGUUCAUUCACAUGGAAGGUUGAGAACUUCUUGUCCUUCAAGGAAAUAAUGGAAACGCGAAAAAUAUUUAGUAAAUUUUUUCAAGCUGGUGGAUGUGAGCUUCGGAUUGGUGGGUGGAUUUUCCUCGAUCUUGACUUUUUAACGUUGAAACUUCCAUAUCUUCUCUUGGUGUUCAUUCUGAUGACUAAUUUUGAGUUUUUCAUCAACACCACAUUUGUUCUUGCAGGAGUUUAUGAGUCUUUUGACACCAUAUGCAUAUAUUUGGAGAGUGACCAAUCAGCUAGCAGUGAUCCUGAGAAGAACUUUUGGGUCAAAUACAAAAUGGCUAUAGUGAAUCAAAAAACUCAAUCUAAAACUGUUUGGAAGGAGUCAUCUAUAUGCACUAAGACAUGGAACAAUUCUGUUCUUCAAUUCAUGAAGGUGUCUGACAUGUUGGAAGCUGAUGCAGGAUUUCUUGUACGUGAUACAGUUGUAUUUGUUUGUGAGAUCCUGGACUGCUGUCCCUGGUUUGAGUUUGCUGACUUAGAGGUUUUGGCUUCUGAAGAUGACCAAGAUGCUCUGACAACUGACCCUGAUGAACUCAUUGAUUCUGAUGACAGUGAAGGAAUAAGUGGAGAUGAGGAAGACAUCUUCAGAAAUCUUCUUUCUAGAGCAGGGUUUCACCUUACUUAUGGAGAUAAUCCUUCUCAGUUGCAGGUCACAUUGAGAGAGAAACUUCUUAUGGAUGCUGGGGCAAUAGCUGGUUUUUUGACUGGACUUCGGGUUUAUCUCGAUGACCCUGCAAAAGUUAAACGCUUGCUUCUUCCUACAAAGAUAUCUGGAACUAAUGAUGGGAAGAAGAUCAAUAAGAAUGACGAGUCUUCUCCUAGUCUGAUGAAUUUACUAAUGGGAGUAAAAGUUUUGCAACAAGCAAUCAUUGAUUUACUUCUAGAUAUAAUGGUUGAGUGUUGCCAACCCUCAGAAGGAAGUUCGAAUGAUGAUUCUUCAGAUAUGAGCUCCAAACCUUCCCCAGAUGGAAGUGGAACAAUUAGUCCAGUGGAAAGUAGUAGAGAUGAUGGAGCUACAGAAUCUGCCCAGCUUCCCACAUGUGAGAGAUUUGAUUCAGGAAUAGAUGAAACCAUAAAUGCAUCUGCUGUACAAAGCUCAGAUGUUAAUGGAACUAAUAUACCUUCUAAAGCUGAUCCUGGACAGCCUACUUGUCCACCAGAAACAUCUGCUACCGAUUCGUUCGAAAAUCCUUCCUUGCGGUCCAAGUGGCCGGAGCAAUCGGAGGAGCUUCUUGGAUUGAUAGUGAACUCGUUGAGGGCACUUGAUGGAGCCGUUCUACAAGGUUGUCCAGAACCAAAAAGAAGGCCACAGUCUGCACAAAAGAUUGCUCUUGUAUUGGAUAAAGCUCCAAUGCAUCUACAACCAGACCUGGUUGCUUUGGUUCCGAAAUUAGUUGAGCAUUCAGAACAUCCACUUGCUGCUUCUGCACUUUUAGAUCGUCUUCAGAAGCCAGACGCAGAACCUUCACUGCGUUUGCCUGUUUUUGGAGCACUUAGUCAGUUGGAAUGUAGCAGUGAAGUUUGGGAACGUGUUCUUUUUCAGUCGUUAGAGCUUUUGGCUGAUUCUAAUGACGAACCUCUUGCGGCGACAGUGGACUUUAUAUUCAAAGCUGCAUUACAUUGCCAACAUCUUCCUGAAGCAGUAAGGUCUGUUCGAGCCAGGCUAAAAUAUUUAGGCACUGAAAUCUCUCCAUGUGUCUUAGAUUAUUUGAGUGGAACUGUAAAUAGUUAUGCAGAUAUUGCUGAAGCUAUUCUUCGAGAUAUUGAUAGUGAUGAUGAUUUUGGUGACAUUCCUUCCCCAAUCCCUUGUGGACUUUUCAUAUUUGGUGAAAGUGGGUCUAGUUCUGAAAGACUACAUAUAGUGGAAGAGCAAGCAUUCCGUGCUAGACAUCAUUUUACUGACAUCUAUAUCCUAAUUGAGAUGUUAUCUAUCCCUUGCCUUGCUGUUGAAGCCUCCCAAACUUUUGAGAGAGCUGUAGCACGUGGAGCUUUUGUUCCUCAGUCUGUAGCCAUGGUCUUGGAAAGACGCCUUGCUCGCCGUUUGAAUUUGAAUGCACAAUAUAUUGCUGAGAGUUAUCAGCAACCGGAUCUAGUUGUAGAGGGAGAAGCCCUUGAGCAACUGACGGCCCAACGAGAUGAUUUCACCUCGGUUCUUGGUCUUGUGGAGACAUUAGCACUCUCUAAGGACCUGUGUGUUAAAGUAUUUGUAAAGAUGCUGUACCCUAUGUUGUUCAAAUGGUAUGCUGAUGAGUCUUACAGAAUUAGAAUGCUUAAGAGACUUGUCAAUCGUGCUACAAGUACUGCAGAUAGUAGUCGUGAAAUAGAUUUGGAUUUGGAUAUUUUGGUGAUCUUGGUGUGUGAGGAGCAAGAAAUAGUUAGACCAGUGCUGAGCAUGAUGCGAGAGGUUGCUGAACUUGCAAAUGUUGAUCGGGCAGCUCUUUGGCAUCAGUUAUGUGCCAGUGAAGACGAGAUUCUUCAUGUUCGUGAUGAAAGAAAAGCUGAAAGUGCAACUAUGUCUGAAGAAAAAGCUAUUUUGUCUCAAAGGCUGAGCGAGUCGGAGGCUACUACUAGCCGCCUAAAGUCCGAGAUGAAGGCUGAGACAGAUCGUUUUGCUCGAGAAAGAAAGGAGCUUACAGAACAGAUACAAGAAUUUGAGUGUCAACUUGAGUGGGUUCGCUCAGAACGAGAUGACGAAAUCACAAAGCUUAUGGCAGAGAAGAAAUUUUUUCAAGAUCGUUUACAUGAUGCAGAGACACAGCUCUCCCAAUUGAAGUCUAGAAAGCGUGAUGAAUUGAAGAGGGUAAUGAAGGAGAAAAAUACUCUUGCUGAAAGGCUAAAGAGUUCUGAAGCAGCACGGAAAAUAUUUGAUGAUGAACUGAAACGAUAUGCUGCAGAAAAUGUCACUCGAGAAGAGAUUCGGCAAUCACUUGAGGAUGAAGUUCAUAGGCUGAAACAAACAGUUGUGCAAGCUGAAGGAGAGAAGCGUGAGAAGGAGGAACAUGUUGCUCGAUGCAAGGCAUAUAUUGAUGCGAUGGAAUCCAAAUUACAAGCCUGCGAGCAAUAUAUACAUCAUGUCGAGGCUCAGCUUCAGGAAGAAAUGUCACGACACGCCCCUCUGUAUGGUGCCGGUUUGGAAACUUUAUCAAUGAAGGAGUUGGAGACGUUGUCACACAUUCAUGAAGAAGGACUUCAACAGAUACGUGCCAUCCAGCACCAUAAAGGAAGUCCAGCUGGCAGUCCUCUUGUAAGUCCCCACAACCUUCCACCCACGCAUGGGUUGUACCCAGCUGCUCCGCCGCCAAUGGCGGUAGGAUUGCCCCCUUCAAUAAUCCCAAAUGGAGUUGGGGUCCACAGUAAUGGGCAUGUAAAUGGUGCGGGUGGACCCUGGUUCAGUCGUUCUUGAAAAUGGGGCAACUUCGUCCUGUGGCAAGAUACUACCUAUUAACAGCUCGGUAGCUUUCCAAGAUAAAGGGAUUCUUAUCUUUUUCUGAAUUUUUUUUUUUUUUUUGGGCAUUUUGGCUGGUGGACCUGUGAGUGUUCGGUACAUAUUCUUAUGCUACCUGGGCAUGUGAGUCCAAUAGAACUAACAGUUGCAAAUGCCAUAUUUGAGUCGAUCCUCACUUAAAUUAAUUGAAAUCAUCGAGAAAGUUUUGUUUUCUCAUCUAACUUCUUUGCAUUUUCUUU
This is a messenger RNA of Olea europaea var. sylvestris, 5702 nucleotides long. RefSeq lists its product as uncharacterized. The record is from RefSeq and is a predicted model, not a curated record. The transcript has 9 exons. Gene Ontology annotation, molecular function: protein binding. Bases 205 to 5421 code for a protein of 1738 amino acids. Lineage: Eukaryota; Viridiplantae; Streptophyta; Magnoliopsida; Lamiales; Oleaceae.